AUGUGCAGUGAGGAAGAAGAGUGCUUAGCAGCAACUGCUGCCCCCCCAGCAGUUCUUAACGGACUCCCUCCAGCAGUGCUUAGGAGCAACCGGCCCCCUCCAGCAGUGCUUAGCAGCAACCGACCCCCUCCAGCAGUGCUUAGGAGCAACCGGCCCCCUCCAGCAGUGCUUAGGAGCAACCGGCCCCCUCCAGCAGUGCUUAGCAGCAACCGACCCCCUCCAGCAGUGCUUAGCAGCAACCGACCCCCUCCAGCAGUGCUUAGCAGCAACCGACCCCCUCCAGCAGUGCUUAGGAGCAACCGACCCCCUCCAGCAGUGCUUAGGAGCAACCGACCCCCUCCAGCAGUGAUUAGGAGCAACCGACCCCCUCCAGCAGUGCUUAGGAGCAACCGACCCCCUCCAGCAGUGCUUAGGAGCAACCGACCCCCUCCAGCAGUGCUUAGGAGCAACCGACGCCCUCCAGCAGUGCUUAGGAGCAACCGACCCCCUCCAGCAGUGCUUAGCAGCAACCGACCCCCUCCAGCAGUGCUUAGGAGCAACCGACCCCCUCCAGCAGUGCUUAGGAGCAACCGACCCCCUCCAGCAGUGCUUAGGAGCAACCGACCCCCUCCAGCAGUGCUUAGGAGCAACCGACCCCCUCCAGCAGUGCUUAGGAGCAACCGACCCCCUCCAGCAGUGCUUAGGAGCAACCGACCCCCUCCAGCAGUGCUUAGGAGUAACCUACCCCCUCCAGCAGUGCUUAGCAGCAACCUACCCCCUCCAGCAGUGCUUAGGAGCAACCUACCCCCUCCAGCAGUGCUUAGCAGCAACCGACCCCCUCCAGCAGUGCUUAGGAGGAACCUACCCCCUCCAGCAGUGCUUAGGAGCAACCGACCCCCUCCAGCAGUGCUUAGGAGCAACCGACCCUCUCCAGCAGUGCUUAGCAGCAACCUACCCCCUCCAGCAGUGCUUAGGAGCAACCUACCCCCUCCAGCAGUGCUUAGGAGCAACCUACCCCCUCCAGCAGUGCUUAGGAGCAACCGACCCCCUCCAGCAGUGCUUAGGAGCAACCGACCCCCUCCAGCAGUGCUUAGCAGCAACCGACCCCCUCCAGCAGUGCUUAGGAGCAACCGGCCCCCUCCAGCAGUGCUUAGCAGCAACCGACCCCCUCCAGCAGUGCUUAGCAGCAACCGACCCCCUCCAGCAGUGCUUAGCAGCAACCGACCCCCUCCAGCAGUGCUUAGGAGCAACCGACCCCCUCCAGCAGUGCUUAGGAGCAACCGACCCCCUCCAGCAGUGAUUAGGAGCAACCGACCCCCUCCAGCAGUGCUUAGGAGCAACCGACCCCCUCCAGCAGUGCUUAGGAGCAACCGACCCCCUCCAGCAGUGCUUAGGAGCAACCGACGCCCUCCAGCAGUGCUUAGGAGCAACCGACCCCCUCCAGCAGUGCUUAGCAGCAACCGACCCCCUCCAGCAGUGCUUAGGAGCAACCGACCCCCUCCAGCAGUGCUUAGGAGCAACCUACCCCCUCCAGCAGUGCUUAGGAGCAACCGACCCCCUCCAGCAGUGCUUAGGAGCAACCGACCCCCUCCAGCAGUGCUUAGGAGCAACCGACCCCCUCCAGCAGUGCUUAGGAGCAACCGACCCCCUCCAGCAGUGCUUAGGAGUAACCUACCCCCUCCAGCAGUGCUUAGCAGCAACCUACCCCCUCCAGCAGUGCUUAGGAGCAACCUACCCCCUCCAGCAGUGCUUAGCAGCAACCGACCCCCUCCAGCAGUGCUUAGGAGGAACCUACCCCCUCCAGCAGUGCUUAGGAGCAACCGACCCCCUCCAGCAGUGCUUAGGAGCAACCGACCCCCUCCAGCAGUGCUUAGCAGCAACCUACCCCCUCCAGCAGUGCUUAGGAGCAACCUACCCCCUCCAGCAGUGCUUAGGAGCAACCUACCCCCUCCAGCAGUGCUUAGGAGCAACCGACCCCCUCCAGCAGUGCUUAGGAGCAACCGACCCCCUCCAGCAGUGCUUAGCAGCAACCGACCCCCUCCAGCAGUGCUUAGCAGCAACCGACCCCCUCCAGCAGUGCUUAGGAGCAACCGACCCCCUCCAGCAGUGCUUAGGAGCAACCUACCCCCUCCAGCAGUGCUUAGCAGCAACCGACCCCCUCCAGCAGUGCUUAGGAGGAACCUACCCCUUCCAGCAGUGCUUAGGAGCAACCGACCCCCUCCAGCAGUGCUUAGGAGCAACCGACCCCCUCCAGCAGUGCUUAGCAGCAACCGACCCCCUCCAGCAGUGCUUAGGAGCAACCGACCCCCUCCAGCAGUGCUUAGGAGCAACCGACCCCCUCCAGCAGUGCUUAGGAGCAACCGACCCCCUCCAGCAGUGCUUAGGGGCAACCGACCCCCUCCAGCAGUGCUUAGGAGCAACCUACCCCCUCCAGCAGUGCUUAGCAGCAACCUACCCCCUCCAGCAGUGCUUAGGAGCAACCUACCCCCUCCAGCAGUGCUUAGGAGCAACCUACCCCCUCCAGCAGUGCUUAGGAGCAACCUACCCCCUCCAGCAGUGCUUAGGAGCAACCGACCCCCUCCAGCAGUGCUUAGGAGCAACCGACCCCCUCCAGCAGUGCUUAGGAGCAACCUACCCCCUCCAGCAGUGCUUAGCAGCAACCUACCCCCUCCAGCAGUGCUUAGGAGCAACCUACCCCCUCCAGCAGUGCUUAGGAGCAACCUACCCCCUCCAGCAGUGCUUAGGAGCAACCUACCCCCUCCAGCAGUGCUUAGGAGCAACCGACCCCCUCCAGCAGUGCUUAGGAGCAACCGACCCCCUCCAGCAGUGCUUAGGAGCAACCCAUUACCCGUGCUAAUCAAUACCAGCAGUAAUAGUGACAGUGGUGCCUUGCACAAGCUCUGUGGUGCGGGGGGGCACAUUCUUUCCUAUCCCUACAUAUAA
Bufo bufo (common toad) is the source of this 2922-nucleotide messenger RNA. RefSeq names its product extensin-2-like. Bases 1 to 2922 code for a protein of 973 amino acids. The record is from RefSeq and is a predicted model, not a curated record. The transcript has 2 exons. Lineage: Eukaryota; Metazoa; Chordata; Amphibia; Anura; Bufonidae.